AUGGCAACAAUAGUUUCAGGAUCAAUGGGGAGUGACGUAUGGAAGGCGCAUUUGGGUAUGGCAUUGGUGCAGCUAUUCAAUGGUGGGUACCAUGUAAUUACCAAAGUAGCCCUUAACGUCGGGGUUAACCAGUUAGUCUUUUGCCUCUACAGAGAUCUAAUUGCCCUCUCUAUCCUUGCUCCUAUCGCUUAUAUUCGUGAAAAACAGACACGACCGCCCAUUACUAAGGACCUCCUGAUAUCAUUCUUUUUUCUUGGAUUAACUGGGAUAUUUGGCAACCAACUUCUGUUUCUUCUUGGCUUAACCUAUACAAAUCCAACUUAUGCUGCUGCCACACAGCCGGCCAUUCCAGUCUUUACAUUUUUGUUCGCUGUAAUAAUGGGUACAGAAAGAGUAAACUUGCUUAGAUAUGAAGGUCUGGCAAAGGUUGCAGGAACUAUUAUCUGUGUUUCGGGUGCCGUAUUGAUGGUUUUGUAUCGCGGUCCAGCUGUAGUAGGAAAUACAGAAAUUGAUCAUGUAGCACAAAAUGAAAUUAGUGCGAGAGGGAACUGCAUGUGUAUGGCUGCUUUUCUGGCCAUUCAGGCACCGGUAUUAAAAAAAUAUCCUUCAAACCUAUCUGUCACGGCAUAUUCAUACUUCUUCGGAGCUGCUCUGAUGGUGGUGGUGUCAUUUUUUAUGACUAACGAGUCAACUGACUGGAGUCUGACAUCGUCUGAAAUACUUGCUGUUAUUUAUGCUGGAACUAUUGCAUCUGCUCUUAACUAUGGGCUCAUUACAUGGUGCAAUAAGAUUUUAGGUCCAGCUUUGGUUGCCCUAUACAAUCCACUUCAACCCGGCUUUUCUGUCAUACUGUCUCAGAUAUUCCUUGGAAGUCCAGUUUACUUGGGAAGCAUCAUCGGUGGAUCGUUUAUCAUUGCUGGUCUAUAUACAGUUACUUGGGGAUCAUAUAGAGAAAGACGAGCAACGGUUGGAGUUACUCCUCAGGGUCCCGGGGAAACUGAGCCACUUAUCCAUGAUAAAACUGCAUAUCAGAUAGGUCAGAUUUUUUCUGGAACCUCUAGUUUAUCUCCAAAGCUAUCAGAUUAA
Vicia faba (fava bean) is the source of this 1086-nucleotide messenger RNA. The record is from the annotation of a GenBank genome assembly. NCBI's taxonomy places the organism in Eukaryota, Viridiplantae, Streptophyta, Magnoliopsida, Fabales, Fabaceae.